Molecule: messenger RNA, 6993 nt
Organism: Gallus gallus (chicken)
Lineage: Eukaryota; Metazoa; Chordata; Aves; Galliformes; Phasianidae
Gene: P2RX5
Product: purinergic receptor P2X 5
Exons: 17
Coding region: 2758-3780 (340 amino acids)
Biological process (GO): monoatomic cation transmembrane transport; response to ATP
Cellular component (GO): nuclear inner membrane; plasma membrane
Molecular function (GO): extracellularly ATP-gated monoatomic cation channel activity; purinergic nucleotide receptor activity; ATP binding
Source: RefSeq, a predicted model, not a curated record
CACAGCGCCCCUCCCGCAUCGGGUGCUGAAGUCCCGGCUGUUCGAAGCACCGGAGAUGUCUGCAGGCCGAGCACAGCGGUACGUCACGGAACAGAAACCUGCUGGGAGUUUUUUGAUGACUUUCCCUUGGGAGAGGUCAUUAAUUAUGGUAUCAGGAGGAGGUUUUUCACGCAGAGGGUGGUGACGCACUGAACAGGUUGCCCAAGGAGGCUGUGGAUGCCCCAUCCCUGCAGGCAUUCGAGGCCAGGCUGGAUGUGGCUCUGGGCAGCCUGGGCUGCUGUUGGCGACCCUGCACAUAGCAGGGAGUUGGAGCUGAUGGGCACUGUGGGCCUUUUCAACCCAGGCCGUUCUGUGAUCCUAUGAAAUUAACUUCGAAGUCUGUGCUAAGAAGGAGUUGCAGUUCAUCUCUUCUUCACCCAACCUUUGUCAUACUCCCAGUCUCUCUCUUUUUAAAUUCCAGUUUCUUCUCUGAAUUAAGUAUCCCUCAUUACUUAAUCCCUUUUGUCGUCCCUCAUGGCUCCCACAGAGGUCAGCUUUUGCAGUGGGUUAUGAUGGAUGUUUGCCUUUUUGGAUGGUUUUUUUUCCCCUUAAAUGCAUUAUAGAGGUCUGUGACUUGUAAUUUCCGAUGAGUGCCAUUCGCUCAUUUAAUUCUUCACGAUUGCUGUAGUAGAUGCCAAAGGCAUUUGCAGUAAUUGGAUGGCACUUAAGGGAUUAGUGAAGUCAUCCAAGCCACAGAUGGUUUUUUGUGCUGUUUCCAUGGAAGUCUUGCAGUGUCUGCUUCUAAAUUUAUUUGCCAUCUGAGUUUUGAAUACAGUCCGCUGUACAAAAGCCCUGCUGAUGGUGUGGCCGUGCCGCGUCGCCUCGCCCUGACUUUAAUGCACUGCAGUGGCAGAGUUGUGCCAUCUCCCUGAAUGAGAAGACUUGCAAAUGACUCAUUUGGAGUCAUUAACGUCUUACCCCAGCCAGGCUCCUGUGGCAGCAGGCUUGGAGAGAUCUGCUGUUCUGCCUUCACCUCCCUCUCUUGGGGAGAGACAACUGAAUGCUGUGGGGAACCCAGGAAAGCACCAGUAGAUGUUUGUCCUCUACCCGCUGAUGGGUGCUGAUCUUCCCUUCUCUCUGCUGCAGCUGUCUCAGCUCUGAGCCCUGGCCUGUCUCCAGGCCAUUCCAGGUGUGGGGAUUAGCUCCCUGCAGGUCAGCUUCACCUGACACAUUUUAGCUGUUUUUGCUGGAAUAUGGCCAAGGAGCUUGAGGUCUGAAUGUGACUGACAAGAGCUGAUGCAUCUGAGAUAGCUUUUUAAUGGCAUCCUUGGAGGAGAGGACAGGAUACAUUCUGAAAUGCUGUUUUAACCAGGAGCGAUACCAGCUGCUUAUGUCCUACGUGCCAGGAAGACUGACAGGCCUUGGGCUGGUUCUCCUUCCCUCAGUGUGGCCAGAAGCUGGCAGGUUUGUGUGUUGAACUCUGAGUGGUUUGGUAGUUCAUGGGGGUAAGUAAAGGGGAAGUCUGUUCAGGAAAGCUUAUCAGAGAAACACCAUAAGUAAUUCUUCAUUUAGUACUAGGUGGUGAUGUAAGAAGAUCAGAUAGGAGCAAUGAAGUGCUUUGCUUGAGAGCCUGCUGGGGCAGAUUUAUUUGGAAGUUGAUUGGAUUACAACCUCACAAGAGAAAUUUCCUGUCCCUUAUAACAGGAUAGAUGAGCUGGCAUGGAGUUGUGCUGCUGCAGGCAGGUUGCUCCCACCCUGCCACUGCUGUGUGCAGCAUGGCUCUCGGUGUGCCUGGACACAGCAGCCUUGUGCUUGCGGUACCAGCUGAGAGCUUAGAGCAGCAUGAGCCUCCAGAGCUCAGGUGCCAGGCUGGCUGGCUGAGGAUGUUGCUACUGGAACUUAUCCUUUGUGGGUCAAAUCUGAGUCCUGUGCGUGUUUUUCUGUGACUGAAAAGCGUUGCUAAUUGGGAAAUCCAGGGAGGAAAGGGCAGAGGCCUCAGCAUAGACUUUCUAGAUGUUGACGUGAUGUAAUUCCCCACAGGCCCGAGGGGAUGAAGUGUCUCCUCAGCACUGCAGCCGAGGCCUCUGACUACAGCUGUGCAGCCAGGACCCAUUCCAUACCCUUCCAGGUCAGGGAUGAUAACAGCUUGGCAAAGAAGCAGAAAGGUGAUGUCGGUCAUACUCAGAAGUAGGGAUGGACCUUUAAGUCACUAUUUAAGUACCUGCUCUGGCACCUAUCUGGAUGAUGCAUUUACUGCGGGAGCAUUUCCAGUGCUUCAGAAAUUCAGCCUAUGGGCAGUCUCAUCCCUGAAAAAACCUGACAGACAUCCCCCAUGAGUGCACACAAAUGGGAUCCUCCUUGGAAAGAGCACGUACUGGUUCACGUCUCAGCUUGCUGCUGGAGCUUCUCCUGGUGUGGAAGAGAAGUACGUCAUUGCGAAGAACAAGAAGGUUGGGAUUCUCUAUCGAGUGGUGCAGCUCUCCAUCCUGGCUUACCUGGUGGGGAAAGGAGCCAAGCCUUAACAAUUGACUCGUUAGAGACAAUAGCACGCAGGGCCAAGGUUGCUGAGCCCUGGGACAAACCGAGCUCGUCUGCAUGAAAUGUGUGGGUGUUUGUUGUCAAGAAAGGCUAUCAGGACACGGACACAUCCCUGCAGAGCUCUGUCAUCACCAAACUGAAAGGGGUGGCGUUCACCAACACCUCGGAGCUGGGGGAGAGGCUGUGGGAUGUUGCAGACUAUGUCAUCCCUCCACAGCUGGCACGUGUGCAUGAAGGGACAUGAGAGGAAAAUCAGGGUUCUGGGCUGAAGACUGCAAACGGAACCAUUUGUCUGGUGAAAACGUCUUCUUUGUCAUGACAAAUUUGAUUGUGACCCCAAACCAGAGACAAACCACGUGUCCUGAGGUAGGAAGAACUGAGUCCUUUGGCUCCCAGACCCCUACAAAACUGGGGAGUGUAAACAUUCCUGAUGCCUUGUGUCACCAGGACGAAGACUGUCCUGAAGGGCAAGCAGUGGUGGCUGGUAAUGGGGUUAAGACUGGCCGUUGUUUGAAAGACAGGGACAGCAUCAGAGGUUCUUGUGAGGUAUUGGCCUGGUGCCCAGUGGAGAAAAGAUCCAAGCCCAAGAAACCACUUCUCGCCAGUGCAGAAAACUUCACUGUUUUCAUCAAGAACUCGAUCCGGUUCCCCAAGUUUAAAUUCUCCAAGAUGAAUGUGCUGGCCACCAACAAUGAGUCCUACCUAAAGACCUGCCACUACAGCAUGGAGCAUCCCUACUGCCCCAUCUUCCUUCUGGGGAACAUCGUCAGAUGGACUGGGAACAACUUUCAGGAAAUGGCUUUGGAGGGUGGUGUGAUAGGAAUUCAGAUUGAAUGGAACUGUGACCUUGAUCAAGCCCCUUCUGAAUGUAAUCCCCACUAUUCUUUUAGCCGUCUGGAUAACAAGUUUGCAGAAAAGUCUGUCUCUUCUGGGUACAACUUCAGGUUUGCUAAAUAUUACCGGGAUGCCAAAGGGAUUGAGUACCGGACACUCUUUAAAGCAUAUGGAAUCCGUUUUGAUGUGAUGGUGAAUGGCAAGGCAGGGAAAUUUAACAUCAUUCCCACUAUCAUCAAUAUCGGUUCAGGAUUAGCUCUCAUGGGAGCGGGAGCUUUCUUUUGUGACCUGGUGCUGCUCUAUCUGAUUAAAAAGAGUAACUUUUAUCGAGGCAAAAAGUAUGAGGAAGUAAAGUCCAGUUCCAGGAAGUCAUUAACUAGCCCUACUCUGAAUGGGAGUCAGAGCCCAGACCAACUUGGUGGGCUCUAGACCUGGUGAUGGGUCUGUCAACUGGAAUCACAUUCCAGGAAAACUACACAGGUGUGAAAUGACACUGGGAAUGGGAGCUGGAGCUACCCCAGAUCAGAUCCACCAUCUAUUAUUGGGAUUUCCAGAGGAAAAAUGUCCUUUAAAGAACACCCUAUUUUCCCCGAGACGUUCUUGAACUUGCAAAACCUGUGUUCAUCACUAUGGAUUUAUAAAAGGAUUUUGUAAGAGGAAAAAGAAGGCACCAAAUGAAUGUUUAUAUAUCAACUGAUAGAUAGAUCUGUGCCACCAUUAUCCUGUGGCUGUGCUUUGCUUCCAAGUGCAAAAGAGAAGUGUUGCGAAACGCCACUGAUGUUUUCAGGAGGGUCGUGGCCAACAAUCAACUCAUCUCCUGCUCCGCUGGCUUGCAGCUGCAGCUCCCAGCUCUCGCUUUUGUUAUUUGCAAGAUUAGAUAUAAAGCAGCAGGACUGCUCUUGUCAGGACGUGCAAUGAAACGCAGCAUUGCAGAAUUGCAGCAACUGUGUCCAGAAGAAAGUGGUUAAUUAUCCUGUACUGCCCAAUUACUCUUAUUGCCCUGUUUUUGUUGUAAUCAUCAGAGCUAGGAGCGGUGCUCCUCCAGGAAAAGCUUCUACAACUACUGGAACAAGGUGCUCUGCUCGUCUCUCCUGGGAAUGUCCACAGCAGAACCUGCCACAGCUCUGAGUGGAGAAUCAGUUUCAGCCCCGGCUGGCUCCCAGCUACCUCAUCUGCUACACAGAUUCUCCAUUUAUAGUUAUAUCCAAAUAACCAUUAUUUCAGAGGACAGAAAAGAUAACAGCAUGCAGAGGAGUAUUUUAUGGACAGGGAGGGUAUUUUAGCAUACUGAAAAGCAACGUGGCACUGAGUGUGUGCAUGGAGAUAGUCCUCAUUUCUCCUUUCUUGGUUAGUGGUUGGUUUCAGUUGCUAAGAAUUGGUCUUUCUGCGUUGCUUACCAAUUGCUCAUGGUUGGGAGAGAUCUGGACAGGCAUUUCACGUUCCUGCCAUUUUUUGUUGUACCUUGGAAGUAUCAGUAGUGCUGUGGAGAUUGAAAAGCGAAACUCUGUCAGGUCAAACAGACUUCGCUGGGUUCUUCCAAAUGUAACAGAAGGAAAAAGAAGACAGACAUCCACUGUUCCAACACUUCAGUAUCUUCCAAGAAUCACAGGUGCUUUGUUGUUUCUCAAGAGAAAACUAAGUCACUGCAACCCAUUUGGUGAAUUUCUGUGGGGAUGCAAUUACUCUAAGAGGAGGAAAACACUUACAAAAUAAUGUUAUUUUCUUUUAAAGUUUGGAUUUGCUUGAGCUGACAGGAACUGACUCACUAAGGCGGUAGGUGAAUAUUCCUCUCUUUGAAAUAUUAGUCCUUUCACAGGGUUUAAAGGCCUCCUGCUGCAGCGUCCUUGCCAGGACAGUUGUAGAGAGGAUGGCAUUGCAGGUAGCUGCUGUGAUCUGCUGUUAUAUGCAGAUGGAAUCAGCGUGCAACACCUACCUCUGCUUUAAUUUCUCAAAAGCAUUUGUCCUGAGCAAGGUUUUCUUUUUUGUAAAUGAAAAUUCACCUUUGCUAGAAGUGGAAAGCUCCCAGUUCAGUCAUUAAUAGCAAAUCCCACCCAGUCCAGUCUACUCUCUCUGCUCCUGCUUCUGAGCAGAUGCGAGUAAAUACCAACUGGUCAAACAUCUAGCUAGAAAAUAGAAUUAAACACUGGAGUGAUAGUAAUUUAGGAUAAGGUAUGUACACCUGGUGCUGUAUUUACACUGCAAUUCUCCUCUUUGACCUAGAACUCUUGACAGAUAUGCAGCACCCUGCAUAUAAUGGACAGAUGACUACCAUGGACUACUGGAAUUACCAAUGAAAAAACACAGACCUUUUUCUAUCAUGGCCUAAUUGUAUUCAAAUAGUUUCUAGAUGGUAAAACACUUAGUAAACCCCACACGUGACGUCAGGCCAAGGUGCAACUCAGAGACCAGACAGCUCACCAUAACAUGUAAAGCUGACUGUGCCCAACUGAAGCCAAUGCUUCAACUUGACAGAAUGAUGUCCUUGUUAAACAACCAAAGCUUUUUCCCAAAUGUAAGUCUUCAGGGGCUUCAGUGCCCCCAGAACUCACGAGAAUAUCUCCCUCAGUCACACCAUUCAUUUGCACUUAAUAACAAUUGCAGUUAAUAAAACAUAAACAGCUUUCCUCUCAGGAUCUUGUUUGAUAUUUCUUUUUUUUUUUUUUUGUAUUUGAAGUACAGCAAUAAUGUUUGUCACCUUGGGGCAGUGCUCUGUUAAGACUCUGCUGUAAAACAUGUUACUUAGGUUGCACAUGCCAGUUUCCUUUGUGAUACACACUUAUGCAAAACAAUUCAAUUAAGAGUUCAGAAGACUUUGUAGUAUUUAGCAGAGUUAAUAGUACACGUGUCUAUAGAUACCAAUUAAUGUGCAAAAAGCAGCAGAUGGCAUGAAAAAGCAUACUAAUGAGGGAGUUAAAACCUUGACUGUUUUUUCUUCUCCGAAAAAGAAACAUGAGUUAGGCAAUGCUGACAGCACCAACCCCCCCUUUUUGUACAACCCUGCGUUUUGCCAGAACUCAGUUUUUCUGUAAAAUAUUUUUGAAUACAAAACCUCAUGUUGUAAAGUCUUUGUAUAACAAACAGGUAAUAUUUUAUAGCGUUCUGGUGAAGUGACGACCGACCCAAAGACCAGACAGCCAGAUGGCACAAGGUGUGGUUGUAGAAUAUGUGACAAAACCCUGUCAUUGCACAAGAGUUUGCUUGCUGCUUUCAGAUGGAAGGCACUAAACAGCGUUUGCAUAAGCAGCUCCAGAGCAAAGUGACUUAAACUGCCAUAGAGGGUGAUCAGAAGUUCCUUUCAGAUUCCGUCAGACACAGAGUACCAAAACAAUUGUAACAGCUGCAGAAAAAAGCCAGGGGCUGUAAUAAGCGGGUUCAGUACAGACUGUCUUGCAGGUAAUUAGACACUGCGUGCAUUUGAGUGCCUGUAUUUCACUGGACACAAUGGUAUUAAAACAGAGUGAUUGACUUGGGAGAACAUUACUUAUUGACUUUUGUACAUGGAGUGAGGAGCAUCUGUGACAAUGUCAUUUAUUUAUAGUGUGAACAUACAGCAACUGUGGAAGUUAACAUUUGCACUAACAUUUCAAAUACAUUUCUGUACCAAACCUUUGCAUACAUUUAAUUACAUGCUACUGUGAAAUA